CACGAGCUCCAAGUUCACUCUGGUGCCGCACUGGUGCACCACGUGCACAACUUGCUUCUAGAAGACCUGCACGCACGCCAUCGUCGAGACAAUGCACCUCGCAAGAGCCACGCUGCGCCGCGGGCACCGCUGCCUCAGCACGCACUCAUCAGUGAUCAACGCCCUAGACGUGCCGGACAAAACACAGCACAAACCACUGCCAGCCGUGGACACGCGCUGCGGCACGCCGUCGCCGGACCACCCUCAACAAAACUGGUCGAAACAACAAAUCGACCGCGCGGCGAAGGACCAUGUGGUGUUUACGUACGGGCCGACGGACGCGCAAAGGGACGCGGUACCAUUAUUGAGGAGAGGCGAAGGCAGUUAUCUGUAUGAUGACGACGGCAAGCAGUAUUUAGACUGGACGUCGCAGGCCGUCUGUGCCAACUUAGGGCACACGGUGCCACAAUCGGUCAAGGCCGCCGUCGCCCAACAAUUAGAUACUUUACCGUACGUCUACGGCGGCUUAGGAUUGGUCGAGCCUAGAGCUAGACUAGCCUCCUUACUUUCAGAAAUACUGCCCGGCGAUUUAAACGGGUUCCUGUUCCCGUCGAGCGGCGCCGAGGCGAAUGAGGCCGCGAUUCGCAUCGCGCGGCAGUUUACCGGAAGAUCCAAAAUUCUAACACGAUAUCGAUCCUACCACGGCGGCACGGCGACGGCGCUGUCGGCCACGGGCGACUUUCGGAGGAACUUCAUUGAGGACGCGCCGGGUUUUGUGAGACUCAUGGACCCGAACCCGAUGCAGUUCUCCUGGGGUCGUGACAUGGCCGACGCGUCGGAGCGGGCGCGCGGCGCUUUAAGGGAGCAGGUCUUGGGGGAAGGUCCCGACACCAUCGCGGCGAUUCUAGUAGAGGCGAUUCCCGGAAGUGCGGGCGUGCUACUGCCGCCGGACGGCUAUCUGCAAGCUAUUCGAUCGAUCUGCGACGAGUUUGGGAUUGUCAUGAUUAUUGAUGAAGUGAUGGCGGGGUUUGGACGGACAGGUAAAAUGUUCGGGUUCCAGCGUUUUGAUGAUGUGCUGCCGGACAUUGUGACGUUCGCCAAGGGCCUCACGGCGGCGUGGCUGCCUUUGGCUGGUGUCGCGAUGCGCUCGCACAUCCAGGACCAUUUUCGUACAAAUCCUCUCGGGUAUGGUGCGACGUACCAGGCGCAUCCGGUCUCCCUCGCGUGUGGGUAUGCCGUGGUCAAACAUAUGUUGGAUGAGGAUAUUGUGGGAAGAGUGCAACGAGAAACGGCGCCGGUCAUGGAGGCGGAGAUGGCUUCCCUCGUAGAGGACUUUGCCUGUAUCCGGCAGGCGCGGGCCGUCGGUCUGUUCGCGUGCUGCGACUUGGUCUCCACCAAAACUGGAGACAGGGUCGCGCCGAUGGCCGGCGGCGGGCCGAAUGCGGAGAAGGUCGCGGCCUUCAAGCGCGCGCUCAAAGAAGAGGGCCUCAUUGCCUUUUUCCGCAACUGCAUGAUCCACGUCUGCCCGCCGCUGACGAUCACGCCGGAGGAGCUGCGCGACGGCUUCGGGCGGCUGCGGCGGGCGUUAUCUAGCGUGGACUUCUAGGGUUAACUUUAAUUGGGUGUG
This is a messenger RNA of Pelagomonas calceolata, 1606 nucleotides long. Lineage: Eukaryota; Pelagophyceae; Pelagomonadales; Pelagomonadaceae. The record is from the annotation of a GenBank genome assembly.